CGUUAAUCGAGCAGUGGGGAAAGGGAGUGACGAGUGACUACGAAUUACAAUUAGCGACACAACAAAUGAAAGCGUGACGUGAAUACGCUGGUUUGCCAUACCACGUCGGGAUAAUGUCGUUCGAGAAGAAAAACGUUGUUCGUUUGUAAAGCAGGCUACGUGAAAAGCCCCGUAAUUUAAUCGAGGCACUGUUUUAUCGCACAGUUGCCAGAAAAUGGAAGCAGACUAUCAACCGACGCUAAGCCCAACACGAACUUUGACAGCAAUAGCUAAUGACGUCGAAGACCCAUACCCAAGUUUGUCAGAUUAUCAUGAUUAUGAGCCCAACUUGGAGUUCGAUGAUACUGAGUUACAGACCACUUCAAAUAAUGCUGUACAACUUUUAGAAGAAAAAUUGGACAUAAUUAGCAGUGGUGCUGGUACUGGGAUAGAUUAUUUGGAGAGUCCAGUAAGCGAUGGGACAAUUGAAGAAAACUUUGAAGAAGCUUUGGUAGAUGCUCCAGUUAUCGAAUCCGCAGAGGAUCUUGCUGCAUUGGACGGUGAACUUGCGGAUGAAGAAGAUUAUCUUGAUAUAUCGAGAUAUGGCAUUGUAGAAGUGGUUGGUGAUGAUAGUGCUGGUCGUAAAAUAAUAGUAGUAUCUGCAUGUAAAUUACCUCCUGUUGGAAAAGAAGCGUUUAAUCAUGCUAAACUUCUCAGGUAUCUCACACAUACUUUAGAUACAUUUGUAGAACAAGAUUAUAGUUUAAUUUAUUUUCACUAUGGUCUUACUUCAAAAAAUAAACCACCAUUAUCCUGGUUAUGGCAAGCAUAUAAAGCUUUCGACAGAAAGUAUAAAAAAAAUUUGAAGGCUUUAUAUCUAGUACAUCCAACUAAUUUUAUUAGAAUUGUAUGGCAAAUAUUUAAACCAGCUAUUAGUGCAAAGUUUGGUCGGAAAAUGAUGUAUGUUAAUUAUUUGGAAGAACUGGCACAAUAUAUUAAUCUUGAUCAACUUAUUAUACCUCCUCAAGUAAUAGAACACAAUGAACAGCUAAUGUUAAAGAACAAAAAGAAUUUACCAACCAGUCCACCUCAGAGUGCGGUGACAACACCAGUUGGUACCACUCAAUUUGGAGCAAGCCUUACUUUUAUUAAAGAAAAUAAUAAUGGCGAUCCUAUACCACCAAUAGUGCGACAAUGCAUUGAAUUUCUUGAUACACCAGAUGCAUUAGAAACAGAAGGAAUAUUUAGAAGAUCAGCUAAUGUAGCAGUAGUUAAGGAACUUCAGAAUCGUUGUAAUCAAGGAUUGCCUGUUGAUUUCCAAGGAGACCCACACAUAGCAGCUGUUCUUCUUAAAACGUUUCUUCGAGAAUUAGAUGAACCUCUUAUGACGUAUGAAUUAUAUGAUGAAAUAACGCAAUUUCAAGCUCUAUCGAAAGAUGAACGCCCAAGAAGAGUUAAAAUAUUAGUACUUGAAAAACUUCCAGAAGAUAAUUACCAACUCUUAAAAUAUAUCGUACAAUUUUUAUCGAGGGUAAUGGACAGGUGUGAUUUAAACAAAAUGACAUCAAGUAAUCUCGCCGUCGUAUUUGGUCCAAAUCUUGUCAGAGCACCACCAUCACGUGGAAUGUCACUCUCCGCGAUAGGUCCCAUUAAUCAAUUCAUAGACUUUUUAUUUACUCAUCAGGAUAAAAUAUUUAUUAUAUAAAGAAAAUAUAAAAUCGAACGCUAAAGGCCUAAUUUGGAACGAAAUUAAUAUUUUAUGUAUGUUAUAGAACAGAAAUCCUAUAAAUUCGGCUGCCAUGUUUGAUAUUGUAUAAAAUUUACAUAAUACAACUUCGAAGAAAAUUUUAUAGGAUUUUUAUUGAAAAGUAUGAGAAGUUCCUGAGACUUUCAUUUUAGAAUGUAAAAGCGAGAAUCUCUUUUAGAAUCUUCGAAGUCAUAUCAAACUUGUUGGAAUUCGAAGCGAACGUAACAAUUCGUGUAUAAUAUUCAUAUUUAAUUAUAACAUUCGUACUUUGUUGAUUAAAAUAUUUUUAUAUUCAAAUA
Bombus huntii is the source of this 2025-nucleotide messenger RNA. RefSeq names its product rho GTPase-activating protein 1 (gene RhoGAP68F). Gene Ontology annotation, molecular function: GTPase activator activity. Gene Ontology annotation, cellular component: cytoplasm. The transcript is spliced from 10 exons. The record is from RefSeq and is a predicted model, not a curated record. Gene Ontology annotation, biological process: small GTPase-mediated signal transduction; negative regulation of endocytic recycling. Lineage: Eukaryota; Metazoa; Arthropoda; Insecta; Hymenoptera; Apidae. The coding region runs from base 215 to 1684 and encodes 489 amino acids.